Saccostrea echinata is the source of this 870-nucleotide messenger RNA. RefSeq lists its product as uncharacterized. Gene Ontology annotation, molecular function: scavenger receptor activity. Bases 1 to 870 code for a protein of 289 amino acids. Lineage: Eukaryota; Metazoa; Mollusca; Bivalvia; Ostreida; Ostreidae. The transcript is spliced from 6 exons. The record is from RefSeq and is a predicted model, not a curated record.
AUGGAAUGCUCCACUGGCCUUACGGGACCAAAUUAUUCUUUACAAUGCCGCUACCCUAGUUACGGCCGCCUUUGUCAACAACAAUGUGAUUGUACAGAAAUAUACUGUAAUAAAAUUGUCGGCUGCAUCAGCGUUGAAAAAGGAGUUAUAAAAGUUAUAUGCAGUGUAAACUUGAACAUGUACCUAAGAAAGAUUGUUUUAUUCUCUGUAACAUUUAUUUAUCAUAUUAGAGCUGCCAAAGGAGAUUGCAACCCAGACCAUGAAAACAAUUGCUGUCAAGGAUUUUUCUUUGAUGAGAUUUCAAAUGAAUGCAAAGAAUGCCCUGUGGGAUACAUGGGCCUCAACUGUUUCAUGGAGUGUCGCUAUCCUGGGUAUGGCAAAUCCUGUCAGGAGGAAUGUAACUGUUCAGAAGAGUUGUGUGACAUAUCAACAGGAUGUAUUGAUUCACCAAAGAAUGAAGAGAUACUUCCAGAUAAAAACUCUACAGAAUCUAGACAAGAGAGCAAAAAUUCGAAUAUGGAGCCUCCGGUAGCACCAAUUCUUAUCGGUGUUAUAGCUUUCAUGACGUUCUUGGUACUAGCUAUUGGUGGAAGAAUAAUCUGGAAGAAGGUAAAACAAUCUAACUCAAGGAUGGUUCAAGGACGGCAAGAGAUACAGAGACUUGAGAAACAGUUGAAUAGAAAAAAUGAUGAAAAUGAAGGCACGAAGGAAAAUCUUUACGAAGACAUGGAUGGACAGAAUACAGAAGAGAGCGGAAAAGAAGAUUUACUUUCUUCAGAAAAUGAUUACAUUGACAAGCUGGCUUACCUAAAGAAAGAAAAUAAAUCUGACAAUCGGGAAUCCAAUCACUUCUACGAUGCCUUAAAAUGA